GGGCGUGUUCCAUCUGACACUAUUGUCGUACCUGCCUAAUCAGUCGACGAAGACAACACAGGGAACAGCGCAUUAUAGCCCAACAUCGCCACCGCAGCAUCGCAACGACCCGGACCGCCACGCACAGCGACAAAUCAGCCCUUCAGCAUCUCUACCUCGGCGCCGCCCGUAUUACAACCUACACUCGAGCACACCUGUUUCUUUGGAAGGACCCUGUCAACACAACACAGCUUCGAUAUGUCGUUUCUUUUUGGCAGGGCUCGGACGAGGACGGUUGUGGACCUUCCGAAGCAGGCGCGGGAGCAUAUCAUGCGCUUUGACGUACCGAAUGCUGGCACAAGGGGUGAGGAGCUUGCGAAGGUGCUAAGCCAGAUGAAGAUGAUAUUACAAGGAACACAAGAAGCUGAUAGUAGUCCCGAACAAAUCUAUCAGCUAGUGACCGGUUUGAUCGAAGAGGAUUUGCUGUUUCUGCUUGCCGUCAACCUCUGGAGAUUGCCAUUCGAGUCCCGAAAAGACACACAAGUCAUAUUUUCUUACGUCUUUCGAUUCCGCCCGACCACAGCAUCCCCCAAGAGUGACCCAAUUGCACUGUCCUACGUCGUGAACCAAAGACCGCAGGUCCUACUCGAGCUAUGCAGAGGCUACGACCACAAGGAGAGUGCAACGCCGGCUGGCUCCGUGCUCCGAGAAGUUCUCAAGUCCGAAUCUGCCGCCGCCGCCAUUCUGUAUGAUGAUGGAGAUCAGCCAGGCUCUAGUUCCAAAGGCCUCAGUGUCAUUGACAGAGAUCGAAAACAGACCGGCACGGGCGUAUUUUGGAAGUUCUUUGAAUGGGUUGACAAGAGCUCAUUCGAGGUCUCGGCCGAUGCUUUCACUACAUUUCGUGAGCUUCUAACCAGACACAAGGAACUGGUCCCAAGAUACCUGUCCGUCAAUUUCGACCUUUUCUUUGACAAGUACAAUAGCAUCCUGGUGCAGUCAAACAGUUACGUCACGAAGCGCCAGUCUAUCAAGCUACUUGGUGAGAUCCUACUGGAUCGGUCCAACUACAGCGUUAUGACUGCCUACGUCGACCGCGGCGAACAUCUCAAGAUCUGUAUGAACUUGCUCCGUGAUGAUCGCAAGAUGGUACAAUAUGAAGGCUUUCACGUCUUCAAAGUCUUCGUGGCCAACCCACACAAAUCGAUUGCGGUCCAGAAGAUCUUGCUUAUGAAUCGGGAAAAGCUACUGUCGUUUUUAUCCCAUUUCUUGGAGGACAGAACAGAUGAUGAGCAAUUUAUUGAUGAGCGAGAGUUCCUGAUCAAACAGAUUAGGCACAUGCCACCCAACCCCAUCCCUCCGCAGCGGCAUGGUGGUUAAGCAUACCAUGGUGGUCGGAGGGGAAAAUUUACAAGCUUCAUCUAUUCAU
This is a messenger RNA of Verticillium dahliae VdLs.17, 1405 nucleotides long. Its product is annotated as conidiophore development protein hymA. Gene Ontology annotation, molecular function: protein serine/threonine kinase activator activity. Bases 238 to 1356 code for a protein of 372 amino acids. The record is from RefSeq and is a predicted model, not a curated record. Gene Ontology annotation, biological process: intracellular signal transduction. The transcript has 4 exons. Lineage: Eukaryota; Fungi; Ascomycota; Sordariomycetes; Glomerellales; Plectosphaerellaceae.